Molecule: messenger RNA, 2004 nt
Organism: Erythranthe guttata (spotted monkey flower)
Lineage: Eukaryota; Viridiplantae; Streptophyta; Magnoliopsida; Lamiales; Phrymaceae
Product: WD40 repeat-containing protein HOS15
Biological process (GO): regulation of transcription by RNA polymerase II
Cellular component (GO): histone deacetylase complex
Molecular function (GO): protein binding; transcription corepressor activity
Source: RefSeq, a predicted model, not a curated record
AGUUGAAACAUGAACGAGGCAGGUGCAAAUAUCAAGGUUUCAAAACAAAAUCAAAUACCUCAGUGUACAAGGACGCCGUCUGAACCUGUGACAUCUUCUUUCUCGCUCUCUCUGCACAGGCAGACUACCGGCGUGAGUUCGUACAUGCAAACGGCGAUUUGCGAAAAUGACGCCGUUAACAUCCGCCGAGUUGAACUACCUCAUUUUCCGUCACCUUAACGAAUCCGGGUACACACAUUCAGCUUUCGCUUUCGAAUACGAGGCAGGAAUUAGCGAAAGUGCCAUUGAUGGAAAUGCUGUUCCCCCUGGUGCUCUUGUGACAUUUAUUCAGAAAGGAAUUGAGUAUCUUGGAAAAGAAACGAAGCCCAAUAACGAUAUUCUGGAUGCAAAUGGAAACUUCCAGUUUCGGCAUCCCAUUGAACUUAUACCAAAAGACGAAAAUGAACUUCAAAAGAUCAUAAACGAUAAAAAGGAAAGUAUCCAGAAGGAUAACUCUAAGGGAAAGGAGAAAGUAGAUGCUGAAAAUGGCGAGGGAAGCGACCACGGACUCGCAGCGGAAAGAGAAAACGAACCCUAUGGAGAGACGAACGAGAUAGAAAAGAAAACAGCAAAUGGAAAAGAGAAGGAAAUUCCAUUUGACUACAUAAGUGACGCUAAUCAUAACGAGGAUGAGAUUAACGGCAGACUUGAGGAGAAUGAAGCUGAUAGUGGGCCACUGCCGAUGGAUAUUUGCGCAAGUACAGCUUCAUCUAGCAGUGCAAUCCCGAACAUUGAUGUUACUGUGUUGCGAGGCCACACUUCCGAGGUUUUUACAUGUGCAUGGAACCCUGCUGGUUCGCUUCUCGCUUCUGGGGCCGGAGAUUCUACUGCUCGAAUUUGGACCAUGGAUAAGCCAUCCGUCCCCAAUAUGCAAAAUGGACCUUUAAGUGUCGUAUUAAGGCAUUUUAUGGAAACACCAAACAGCGAAAGCAAAGAUGUGACGACACUUGAUUGGAAUGCUGAAGGAACACUACUUGCUACAGGUUCGAACGAUGGUCGAGUAAAGAUGUGGAGUGAACGUGGGGAUUUAAUUACUAGUUUGAAUGAGCAUAAUGGGCCGGUUUUCUCUUUAAAAUGGAACAAGAAAGGGGAUUUUCUUCUGAGUGGGAGUAGGGACAAAACUGUAAUUGUAUGGGAUGUUAAGACGGCAGAACGUAAACAACACUUCAAGUUUCACUCAGCUACUGUCCUUGAUGUUGAUUGGAGAAGCAAUUUCUCUUUCGCAACAUGCUCGAGUGAUAGCAUGAUAUAUGUUUGUAAAGUUGGAACGGACCGACCAUUGAAAACUUUUGCAGGGCAUCAGGGUGAAGUUAAUGCUAUAAAAUGGGAUCCCACUGGCACCCUUCUAGCCUCGUGCUCUGAUGAUUUUACGGCAAAGAUAUGGACCAUGAAAGAGGACAACUGCUUGAUUAACCUAAACGAACAUACCAAAGAGAUAUACACUGUCAGAUGGAGUCCAACAGGGACUGGGACCGAUAACCCUAAUCGUCAACUUGUUUUGGCAAGUGCUUCCUUCGAUUCAACCAUAAAACUGUGGGAUGUGGAAGCUGGGCGUAUUCUCGAUACAUUAUAUGGGCACAGGGAUGCGGUUUAUUCUGUUGCGUUUAGUCCAAACGGGGAAUAUUUGGCUAGUGGAUCACUGGAUAAAUGUGUGCACGUUUGGUCGGUGAAGGAAGCCAGAAUCGUGAAAAGUUACCGGGGAGAAGAUGGCAUCUUUGAAGUUUGUUGGAACAAUAAAGGCGACAAGAUCGCUGCUUGUUUCGCAAACAAUGUGGUUUGCGUCUUCGAUUUUCAUAUGUAGGAGUUUAAGAUUGGGAAAUUCUUAGAUAUACAAUACAAUGGUGUCUGAAAAAUAAUCUUGAUUUUUUUGGAGAUACAUACAAUAGGGUUUUGUUGUUGUAGCUAGCUUAAAUGUACACCUUUGUUAUUGGCCCUCUGUUGUAUACAUAAGGUUUCAGUUUGAGA